This is a messenger RNA of Chelmon rostratus (copperband butterflyfish), 2208 nucleotides long. It is a transcript of the gene sumf1, whose product is annotated as sulfatase modifying factor 1. The transcript has 10 exons. NCBI's taxonomy places the organism in Eukaryota, Metazoa, Chordata, Actinopteri, Chaetodontiformes, Chaetodontidae. The record is from RefSeq and is a predicted model, not a curated record. The coding region runs from base 634 to 1731 and encodes 365 amino acids. Gene Ontology annotation, cellular component: endoplasmic reticulum.
CGGGCAGAGAGGAUGGUGAAGUAUACAAGUUGUGCGCUCAACUUUACCUCGGUUAGUGGUAAAAGCUCGGCUGCUCAGCUUUCUCCGGAGCGGCUAAGACAGCAUGACUGCGGCUCUCCUCUUCUCCGCCGGGGCCGAGGGUGCUCCGGGGCUGCGAUCACUGAGGAAGGCAGCACACUGGCUGGCUGAGCUGCCUGGCUCGAUGCCACUUCUUCCUCUCCUCAAGCGGUCGUAGUGUUGAUAGCUGGGAAAUGAUGUCCAUGUGGUCCCAUCCCAUCACCAAGGGAAGUCUAAGCCGAGCCCAGCGCGGAGCCUUGAUUUUUAUGAUGCACGGGGGAAAAGCCCCUAAAAACUGCCACACAUAGUUAUGUUUUUUGUUUCAGUAAUUACGUCAAUGCAGUUUUUAAGUAAGCGAUUUUAUUUACAUUAAAGCAACUGACGUCUGCUAUGUUUAGGAGCACCAAUCGUAGUUCAUAAUUUUAUAAUAUUUUUAAUAAAAAUAAAGUACAAACGUUCACUUCAGGCACGAAAGGGUUACUCUGCUAAGUUAAGAAGCCAGCUGACCGACCACGUGACUUUGCGGAAGUGAGAGUAGCAACAAUAUGAGCGGGGCUUGAGACGUGUCCCGAAAGAAUGGUGCGCAGUUUUGCGUUGUUUGUCGUCUUUGGUUGUGUGACUAAAGUGUUGUGUAGUGAGGGUUCAUCAUGCGGGGCUCGGCCGGAACCCAACGCCCAGCAAGGAGCAGCGAGCUGCGGCUGUGAGAGCCUGAGGAGAGCCGCUGUGGAGCCUGUGGAGGCUGCAGCUGAGCCAGCCGACAAAUACUCAAGAGGGGCCAGUGAGAGACCGCCUGAGGCGCAGGGAGAUGGGAGGGAAGCGCAAAGCCAGAUGGUGCUGAUUUCUGGAGGGGAGUUCCUGAUGGGAACAGAUGACCCAGGCAUCCCUGCAGAUGGUGAGGGCCCUCAGAGGCUGGUGCAUGUGGACUCCUUCUACAUGGACAUCCAGGAAGUCACAAACCAACAGUUCCAGAGCUUCAUCAGUGCCUCAGGAUACCUUACUGACGCGGAGAAAUAUGGAGACUCAUUUGUAUUCGAGGGACUUUUGAGUGACAGUGUCAAAAACCAAAUCACCCAAGCAGUUGCUGCUGCCCCCUGGUGGCUUCCAGUCAAAGGGGCCAACUGGAGGCACCCUGAUGGUCCAGAUUCCAACAUCACAGACAGGCUGGAUCAUCCUGUUCUUCAUGUGUCGUGGGCCGAUGCUGUCGCCUACUGCUCUUGGUUCCACAAGAGACUUCCUACAGAGGCAGAAUGGGAGUACGCCUGCAGGGGCGGCCUUAAAGACAGGCUUUACCCCUGGGGAAACAAGUUGAACCCGAAAGGACAACACUACGCCAACCUCUGGCAGGGGGACUUCCCCAACCACAACUCUGGAGAGGAUGGAUACACCACAACUUCACCGGUGAUGUCCUUUCCUGCCAAUGGUUUUGGCCUAUAUGACAUGGUGGGGAAUGCAUGGGAAUGGACCUCUGACUGGUGGACUGUGCAUCACACUGCAGAAAAGCAACAGAACCCAACGGGCCCGGCGUCAGGCACAGACAAGGUGAAGAAGGGAGGGUCAUACAUGUGCCACAAGUCUUACUGUUACAGAUACCGAUGCGCAGCCCGUAGCCAGAACACUCCGGACAGCUCAGCCUCUAAUCUCGGUUUUCGCUGUGUUUCUCGGGAGCAAAGGUGACCUGACCUGCUCGUCUGAAACACAGGGUCCCUUCUUCCAGCUGCUCUCUAACCCGUAUAGGUUGGAGAGUAAAAUUCUGUAAGGAAUUUCCUGGAGGAUUUCUUAUGUGCCAUUAAUGUGCAUCUGAAGAUGAUGUUUUUUUUUUAAAAAAAAAAAACUUUUUUCAUAAGAAAUUAAUAGAGAAGACAGUUGGCAGCCACUGGUUUGAAGAAACUUUUGAGCGGUAAAGAUCAUUGUGGUCUUUUACAGUAAAUGUCAAAAACAUCUUAUCAGCAGCUGAUAAUGACAAGUUGUCAUUAUCAGCUGCUGAGAUACAGACAAAAAGUCCAUGUAAACUGUGGAAUUGCUGUCAAAAUAUAUUGUAUUAUUAGUAGUAUUGUAAUAUAACUUUUGCAAACAAUGAUAAAUCGGUGACAUAUGAGAUCCUAAACAAUCCCAUAUGUUUUUUUUUGUUUUUGUUUCUUUAUCAGACAUUAU